Messenger RNA from Staurois parvus, 480 nucleotides. The record is from the annotation of a GenBank genome assembly. NCBI's taxonomy places the organism in Eukaryota, Metazoa, Chordata, Amphibia, Anura, Ranidae.
GAGUCUCUGCACCUCGGGAACUUGUUGGUGAAGUACGGAUACAUCUAUCCCCUGAAAGACCCCAGGAACCUCAUACUGAGAGCAGAUGAUUCCCCGUACAGAUUCCAGACUCCAUACUUCUGGACAACCAACAAAUGGCCUGCUACAGAACUGGACUAUGCAAUUUAUCUGGCAAAGAAAAACAUCAGAAAACAAGGAGAUUUGGUGGAGUAUGAGAAGGAUAACUACAAUCAGCUGCACAAACGAAUCAACCACACGUGGGACUUUGUGGUGAUGCAAGCACGGGAGCAGCUCAGGGCCGCCAAGCAGCGCCGAAAAGGAGAUCGGAUCGUCAUUGAAUGCCAAGAACAGGCGUACUGGCUCGUCAGCAAGCCAUCGCCCGGGUGUUUGAAUGUGAUGGAACACGGUCCAGAAAGAGGAAGCUGCUACACGGGAAGAAUGCAGCUUGGAAAGAAUGCUGAUUACUACAAAAGAGAGGUA